GAACAGGUGGCACAGGAGCUCCAGGACUUCCAGGCAAAUUAAUUUAACAAACUAAUAUUUUAGGAUAAUAUUAAACAUUUUUUAAUUAUUUUCAUAUUUUUAAGGUAGCCCAGGAUUGCCCGGUUUACCAGGAAAUGGAGGAAAUAAUCCUGGUCCACGCCCAACACCCCCAACAAGAACAGGUAGCCCAGGAUUGCCCGGUUUACCCGGAAAUGGAGGAAAUAAUCCUGGUCCACGCCCAACACCCCCAACAAGAACAGGUAGCCCAGGAUUGCCCGGUUUACCAGGAAAUGGAGGAAAUAAUCCUGGUCCACGCCCAACACCCCCAACAAGAACAGGUGGCACAGGAGCUCCAGGACUUCCAGGCAAAUUAAUUUAACAAACUAAUAUUUUAGGAUAAUAUUAAACAUUUUUUAAUUAUUUUCAUAUUUUUAAGGUAGCCCAGGAUUGCCCGGUUUACCAGGAAAUGGAGGAAAUA
Meloidogyne enterolobii is the source of this 478-nucleotide messenger RNA. Lineage: Eukaryota; Metazoa; Nematoda; Chromadorea; Rhabditida; Meloidogynidae. The record is from the annotation of a GenBank genome assembly.